CAUGUGACUGAAACUAGGACAAAAUGGCUAAUGGAUAGAUGAUAGACUUAUGAGAUCAGUCAUGGUAAUUUCAAGUUAAAAAAAUAAUUAAAAAAUGAACCACACUUAUUGAAGCAGUUGCUGCGGUGUGAUUACACUUUUAAGGGUAAUCCCUUAUCAUUAUUUUACCACCCUACUAUUACUUUUACUAUUAGUUACUAAACUUACUACUACACUACUUACCAAUUUCAAUUAUCAAUUCAAUGAGACUUGGACUUGGACUAUUGACUUGACAAUGAAUUAAUGAUCAAUAAUUUUUUAAUGUCAAUAUUGCUCUGUCACUGGGGUCAGACUCUGACUCUGAGUACUCAGACUGAAGGCUAAAGCAAAGGCCAGUAAAACUCACUUGUUGUCAUGUUUAGUCAAUGAUUCAAUUAUCUUUCAUUUUGAUACCAAAUUUUAGUGACAGUGAGUAUGAAAUGUGGGUAUCGGUAUAUCAUCAAUAAUCACACAAUCUCUAGUACUAGUACAGUUAAGUGUCCCAAAUUAUUAUUUAUUUUUGGCUGCGGCUAUCCGGACCCAGUACUGAAGAGUGAGAGGGUGGGUUUAUUGAAAAAUAUAAAAAAUAUUAUUGUAGGGUUUGUAAGAUAAAAUUUGGUAUCAAAUCAAAAUGAAAGAUAAUUGAAUGGACUAUGACUAUGAGUAUGACUAUGAGUCAUGAGUAACUAUGACACUUUAUUCUUUUAUAUUAUAUGUUUUUAAACUUACUUCUUCAGUUUAACCAAAAUAAACUACCACAAAUGACAUCCAAAUAGUAUUUAGUCUAAAGGGACAGGGGCACUCAUACUCAUAGUCAUAGCCACUAUGCUUAUUUUUAUUUAGGUCUAAAAUAUAAUAUAAUCAUAAGCAAUAUCAAUAUAAACGGAAAAUUUAGUUAUAAUUAUUUCAGUAUUUUAGUAAUAUUACUAUUACAUUUAAAAUAAAAAAAGGAAUGUUACUUGAAUGUAGGCCUAUAUGCUAUGAUAUUUAUUUUUUUUUUUUUAAAGUUAAUGCAUACUCUCCUGUUGACACAUUGCUUUUACACUGAUAUAUUUUAGUUUCCAACCAUUAUGAAAAAGUUUAUAAUAUAAGCACAUUUUAGUUUAAAAUAUUCACUCUGUGCCUUGUGCUUCAGGCCAAGGAAACAACUUUUGAAUAUUGGUGUCACAGUUGUUCAUUUGAAUUUAAUUUUGUCAUGGAUCAGAAGAUAUUAUGGACUCUUCACAGACGUUUACUCAUUAAAUCUUUCAGCUUUUAUCCUGACAUGCUUGUUGUCUUCAAAAACUCAAAAAUUUAUUAAAAGAACAUACUAUUUAUUACUUUAAAAUAAACUGGUCAUGUUGUGGAAAAAUCUAUUUUUAUAUACCCUGUCAAUAUCCUGUUUUUUUAUAUUGUACUAAUGUAUUUUAUGCCAAAAUAAUGUCCUGGUAUUUUAAAAUUAAGAAAUUUGCCUUUUUCUUUUCAAGUUGCUAAAAAGAUGUACCAGUGUAAUGCUUGAAUUGGGCACAGCAUACAAAAUUAAAUAAUUAAGCACAUGCGAAUAAUUCUGAACAGUUGGUCACUCUGGUUUGCAAGCCUAUCAUUUUGUAUAUUUUAUCAAGCUGUGCGCCUAUUUAAAUUAUAAAUGUUACAAUAACUACCUUUGUCUGACUCUUAUUUUAAUUGAUUUUGAGAAAUAUAUUUUUAAUUGUAUUUUAAACUUCAUUUUUAUUUUUCCUUCUAGUUACAAUGAAUCUUUGCAAAUUGAACCAGAGUCUUUCAGAAGCAGUUGACUUAUUUAUAAUUAGGAAAUUCGACCUGUGUUUUAGACUGUGCACUAAUGUCAUCAAGACAGCCAAAUGUGAUACAGAACAAGAAGGGUAUGGAACAACAUUAAUUCAGAACAAUUUUAAUAUAUUUCUAUGUAAAUUUAAGCUAAUUUUUUUUGUUUUGUUGGGAGUUUCACAGCCACCACUGCCCACCAAAACAAAAUAAUCAAUGUUUGAAACAAAAUAAGAUUUAAAAAAAAAAGAAAAUCACUAUUUUGGAGUUAAAUACCCUUAAUAUAACAACACUGGAAUGCUCUGUUUAGAACUGUAUAGGUACUUACAAGUUAAAAAAUAUAUUUUCUUUUUCCUCUUUUUAAUUGAAUUAAAAUCCAUAAAUGCGUGUAAUAUAGUGCAGGAACAGUAAAAACAAUUUAAGUUCCAUGUUUUACUUCCUUUUAAAAAUGUUUAAUAAAUGAAAUUUUGUUGAUUAUAUUUUAAUAAUGUUGAAUUCUGCAAUAAUUCUAGAAAUCAAGAUGUGAUAGAAGCAGCUACUGCACUGGGGAUUCAAGCAUUAGCAGAGAAUGACAUGUGGCAGCACACUGUUGCAUUUAUCAAUAAUACUUAUGGAGCUAUAGAACUGUGCCCACCUAGAAUAAUUCAAGUGUGGUAAUUAUAUUGAUAUCAUUACUUGAUGCAUAAUGUUUUUGCAGAAUAAUCUACAGUGGUGGUAUUUUCCAACAAGGAGUUGGAAAUCUUGUAUUUCAAUUAGUGGCAUUGUGCAAUGGAAAAAUGUUAUGUAAUGAAAAAGAGUGAAUCAAAAUAAAUGUUGAUGAGGAAUUAUAGUGGUUCUUUGGCAUAAGAAAAUUUUAAAAUAAAUUUUAAAAUGUAAAUGUUGCUAUGGCAGACUGGUUAAGAAAGGUUGCAGGAUUAACUCCAUAAAAUCUAAAUUUUAAAAAUAAAUGUUUGAAUUAAAGUGUGUUUCCAAAAAAUAAGAAUUAUUUUUUAGAAGCUUUUACUCUUCUUAUACAUGAAAAGAAAAUCAAGUUAUAUGUGGAAAUUGUCAAAUAUGAAUCUUUUCUAAUUUAUUAAAGCUAUAUUCAUUUUUUUCUGAUUAUGACUAGUAAAUUUUGCUGUUGUUUAAAAACAGCUACAGGUAGACAAUAUAAAUUUUAUAAUUUUCAUUGUAUUUCAGUAUACUUCUUCACGCUCAUGUUAAAGAAUAUGCCCAAUGUCAUCAAAUUGUUCAGAUGUGGUUAAAAAACCCACAUAAUAUUAAUAAUUGCCAAUGUUCAAAGGUAAAUAUUUUGAAUGUACGCUGCUGUAUAUAUACAAUUAAUACAAUCAAAUGUUUCUUAAAUUUUAUUCUUAUACUUCCUAACUUGGUUUUAUUUUGCUAUUCAUUAUUAUUUAUAAUUUGUUUCAAGAAAUAUAUUUAUCCUAGCUAUAGCCCGCCAAACAUUAGCGUCAGCAAUGUGUGAACUUCCCAUGUAGUAAAGUUACUUGACAAAACAUGAACUCAAGUAACGCACAUUUAAAAAUCCCAAUAUUUGCUACACUCCUUCCCCCAUGAUACAUCACUGCACACUUUUUAUUUCACUUCCACAAACUAUAUUAAUAUUCUCAUGUCCCAACCACUUUUAAACUGAAUAUUUUUUACACAAUACUUAAAUUGAGACGGUUUCAUUUCCGAAAAGAAAAUAUUACGCACCAAACGCAAUUGCGUUAUUAAAAAUAUAUAUAUAUCAUUUAGCAUAGUUAACGGGAAUUAUAUUUUGCGGUUUAGUGAACUCAUUAUUUAACCACACUCUGGCUUAUCUAUAUAUAAAUCUAUAUAUGGUGGUGUUUGACCUUUGCUGGUGAAUUAUAUAUAUAGAUUGCUCCUUGCUCAUAGGUUAUUCAAGUUUAUGCACAUCAUAUUUUAUGCCCUACUGGUUCAUACGAGAUGUUACAAGAGAUUGUCCAAAGCUGCAGUAAUUGCCUUACACUCUCUGAAAAGUCAGCCUUACUUAAACUACCUCAGGUAAAUUUUAGUGUGUAUUGUCUUUCAUUAUUUAUUGCAUUUAGAGUUAAAUUGCUAAAUUUAGUUUUGUAAAAAAAACAACAACUUUAAGUAAGACUACUACUACUCAAAUUAAAAUGAUCUUUUGAAACAUUUUUCAAUUAAUUUGGUGAUUGAGACCGAUUUCUUUCUGAAAUAGGCUGGCAGAUUUAAAGACGCAAAAUUCAAGUCAGAAAGUUAUAAUCCACUAAUAGAAGCAGAAAUUGGUAGUGAAAAAAUAGAGUGUUCAAGAUUAAAUGCAUCAGGUCUUACAUGCACCUCCAACAGCAGUGACCACCCGGAUAAAGUCUUUGAUGACCUGUUACCAAAUAAAAGGCCAAAAGGUGCAUUGUUUAAAAUUAAAAUCUAAUUACUUUUUAAAAACAGGGACUUUAUAUGAAAUUAACUUUUCUUUUUUUUUUUUAAAGUAAAAAUGUAUGUCUGUAUAUUUUGCAAUGAGUAAUAUCCUGUAUGCAACAUUGGUUGUAAAGUAACAAUGGCCUCUCUAUUUGUAAAGAAGUCAUUGAACCAUAAUGCUGUAGGAGUGAAGGCAUAGAGCAGUGAAGAAAUUAGUAUCUAUUACUAAGUGUAACAUCUAAAACUCUUAGUUAUUUGCCUGCUUUCAAGUUAUUUGCCUCUGGAUCAAGUUAAUCAGUUUUGUUUUUAAUUAAUUGAUUUGUAAUUUCAUAAAAAGUUCACAUAUAUGAUACUGUUUAGCAUAACAUUAUCUUAUUAUCUAUAUUGUUAGAGAGUUGUGAAAAUAAUAUUCUGAAUAUAGCUGAUAACAGUUUACGACAGGGGGGCCCUUGUGAUGAGUUUAUUACACCAAGUGGGUUGUGGAUAGAAGAAAGUAUGAGAACCACUGCAUUAACACGUCCCACUGAUGGAAACCAUGUACCAAGUUUCAUCUCUCUAAGAACCUAGUAACCUAGUCAGAAAAUGGAUCCUAAUGGUCAACAUACAUAGUGGUGUUAUGUGCUGGAAUCAGAUUUAACAAAUUUGAUUUCAAAUGUCUAGUUAACAAACAGUACUUACCAAAGGGACAGUAGCAUUGAUUAAAUAUGAUGUAGAAAGAAGCAACAAUUUAUUUCCACUGUUAAUUACAGUAUAAAACUAAAAGUGCAAACUCAAAUACAAAAAUAUGAAAACCUCUUAACUUAGAGCGUGUGAAACCAUAUUAUAUUAGGAAGGUGAAAAUAUUAAUCUACACACACAUCAAAAAAUCUUAAUAAGUCUUCUUAGUCCUUCUUGAUCUCUUGUAGGUCCUGUAUUUUGUUGAUCAGUUGACCUUUAAUUUAUAGUCGGGGAGGGGGGGGGGGAGAAAACAUUUCUAGAUUCGAACCUUUAGUUUUAAAAGGAAAGAAUUCUCUAUAUAACCCUAUAGGAAGUAUGUGAGAAGCAGUGGUUGGAGGAUGGCCUGUCAACACAAGGACACGUUUAUUGAUGUUGACAUUAAACACAAAUAUAAGGGGAGAUAAUUCUGCAGCCCAAAGCUACAACUCUAGUUGAAACUAAAGCUGAGUCAAGAAAAUUUACAUUUAACACUAUAACUUAUAACAAUAGAUAUACAUAACUCACAUAAAAGUAAAUAAAAACAAACAUUUUAAAGGACCUAAUGAAAAUCUUUGAAGAAUAAAAUAUAACCAUAAAGUUAUUCAAGAGAUGAAACCAACAAACAGACCACAAAGGAUACCACAAAGGAUAAAAGAUAACAAGUGGGGAUUUUCUAUCUCCCCACAGUCCCAUAUACCCCCCCCCCCCUUUUCCAAUUCUACAAAUUGUCAUAAGAGAUAUGUGCCACUGUGUCAUUUGAAAUUAACAAAAAGGAAAAAAGAAAACAAGGGGGGAUUUUUUAUCCCCCCCCAGUCCCAUAUCCCCCCCCCCCCCCUUUUCCAAUUCUACAAAUUGUCAUAAGAGAUAUGUGCCACUGUGUCAUUUGAAAUUAACAUCAAUAUGUCCUUUAAGACUGUCCUAAUUUUGACAUAUGACAAGAAAACUUCAAGUUUAAGCCACACCUAACACUACUGCCAGAGAAGAUCUAUGUACACCUAGACAGCCUCAACAUGACAGUUUCCUUUGUAGAGUUGCUAGACUGGACAUUUAAUUGAACAAACAAGAAGAAGAAAUUUCUUUAAAGUUAUUAUAAAACCUUCUACAGAGGCUAAGCAUAUCAUCAAGUAUUAAACUAUGAAAAUUUGCAAAUAUUAAAGCAAAGAUUUUUGCAUUUGAAGUAAACUAGCACAUUUUUAAAAAAAAAUUACUUGUCUUAAAAGGGCUAUAAAUAAAUAAAGAUGUUUUUUCUCCAGGUUUCACUACAUGGCGAGAUAUUUUCAAGAUUGUACAGCAAUUUUUAAUUAAGUUCGUGUGGACUCCAAGAUCAUUUGGUUUAAUUGUGAUGGGCAUUUUCGCCUUUUGGGGAAUUAUUCAAACUCAAACAGGUGGGACAUUUGUUACAACUUAUCUUUUUGUCCAUGCAGUUAAAGCUGCAGUGCCUCAAAAUUGUUUUACCACUCAAGCAUAUGAAUUUAUGCUAAGCAAUAAUGAACGGAUGAUUAAAACAAAAGAACUAUAUUUUUCAGUCAAUAAAUUUAUAUUUAAAACUAUAAAAACUCAAGGAUUGAUACCAAUUUCAUUGUUUUAUGAUUUAGGGCUUCAUUUUUAUAAAGGCUAUACAAUUAGAACUGAACAUAAACAAUAAUACCAUCUCACAUGGAAAGAUAUUAUUUUAUAAAUGGCUGUCGAUAUUCUGGAAACCACUUUCAAUAACUUUUCAUUUUUUUCUGAGGCUCAUCAUUAUAAAGCUAAUAAAGAGAGCAAAAAGUUGGCAUUGCAUCAACACAUUUACAGGACUUUUUGACAGUAUAGUGCAUUUGUAAUUAAAAGUGAAAAAAAUAAUAUAAAUAUAAUUUACCUAUCAUUGUGAAUCAUUUAUAUUGUCUUUUUAGCAGACUCCAUUUCUAGCAUCAGUAGACUAGUCAUACUUUGGAGGUAUUUCAUUCAACACAUAAGGAUUUGGUCUAAUAUCAAGUCAUAGAGAGGAAUGAGCAGACUAGUCAUACUUGCCAGAUAAUUCAUUCAUCACUUGGGGAUUUGGUCAAAUACCAGGUCAUAGAGAACAUUCAUUGUCAUUCCUUGCCCACAUAUUUACCAAGAUUUGUGGUUACUGCGCCAUCAUGUUAAAUUUAAAUAAUCAGUUCCGAUUAAAAGCUCCAUAUGCAAACAAUAUAUGCAUUAUGUUUGUAUAGUCCUAUUAAAAUAAGAUAUAUUUUCAAAAUAGGAUUAUGGCAAUUUAUGUAAAUGUAAGUAGACUUUUUUUCUUUUUGGUUUUUUGCCUUUUUUAAUAAUAAUAAUCUAUACUAUAAAGAAGUGUUGAAAAUUCACACACUUACAGAGCUGUUUACUCUUACGAUGUACAAUGUAUGAUUUUGGGGUGUAUACAUUAUAUAUACUGUACCGGUAUGUUUAAUUUUUACUAUUAAGAUAAUGUAUUGAACAAUUGUGUGAUGAUAUUGUACGAUUUUAAGAGUUUGAGGGUAAACUGGUCUGCACUUACUGAGAUAAUUACUUAAUAUUUGACAGAAUAAUGGAAGUAAAAAAGAAAGCACAGUGACAUUUGUAAAGACUAGUACAUAGCACACUGAACAGUGCAAUAGUUCCAGAAAUUAUCACAUUCAAUAACAAAUCAGAAAACGGGUUUGCCGAUAAGUUAUAUAUUCAUUUGCCACCUCUAAAAAUACUUUAAAAAAAAAUAAAUUCAGUUUGACUAACAAUCUUUUCAGACUCCUCUAUUUCACCUUCAUAUUCCUCAACCACAUUCCAGUAAAAAUUACUAACAAUUUUGGCUACAAGUAAAAGAAUCUUUAUGUCAUUUAUUAGAAGAUACUUCAUAAAUACAAAAUGGGUUUACAAAUUGACUUGGAACGAAAACAGUGAGAAAGAUAUUUCAUUCAAAUCCUGCUCUUUCAUGUCUGAAUUAUUUAGCUCUUCAGUCAAAACCUGUUCUUUCAGGUCACUUUUAAAUAGAGAUUUUUUUUGUCAGAUGCAUUUUUUGAAUUCUGAUACUUUUCACUAUGAUCAAAAUAUGGAGUUUAAGUAACUUUAAGAAGAUGAUAUCUCAGCAUGGGUGGCACACUGGUGUUUUAUCUUGUGACCCCUCUGCAGACACCCAAAUGAGACAGUAAUACAUCACCAUCUCCACUGCCCAGCACCUCUGGACUUACACCUUAACUACCUACCAAAAAUAUCGGUACCAGACUACACCAACACCAUCUUCAUCUAUACAAACAACUAUGAAGUAUGAAGAUUGUGAAAAUUCUUCAUUAUGGCCUCCAGCCGAAGGGCACAUGCCCAAAUGGCUGCUGGAAGGGAUUAUUUCUCCAAUCAUGAAAAAUACAAUUUUAUGUGAAUUUCACAGCUGAUGUCUUUCAUUUAGUCGAAUAACCUCAACUUUACUGAAUAUACUAGACAGUGCAGUUAACAAUUGCAAUACUGUCCCGCAACCAACAAAAAAGGCAAGAGAUGCAUCCACCAUUUCUGCACAGUUUGGACCGAAAUAUAUAAUAUAGAAGCAAGACAACUGACCAAGUACACAUGAACAGGAAGAUAUGGAGGCCUUCACCUGCUUGUUUAUGUAAUACCUUGAAAUAAAUGAAGCAGAUUUCAGGUCCAGAAUUAGAAAGGCAAGGUCAGCAGUCAGCAUUUGUGGAGAAAAUCUGGGAUUCAGAAGUUAAAAAAAAAAUUUUUAAUAUUUUCAAUACAAAUUUCUAAUUCCUUUUCUAUAGUCAAAACUUGGCGGACAGUGAAAAUAUAGACCUUUACAAACACCUGCCUGAGAAAGAUACUGAAAACUGAACAUAAAAUUUCCAAACAUCAUCAACAAAGCCUUUCGGUAUUGUAGAAAACAUAUCAAGUGCCUCUUGCUUAAGCCAUCACAAGGAAAUGAUGGCCGUGGAUAGGGCACACUCUUUGUAAACCCCUGGGUGUUGGUUCAUUGAUUGAGGUAAUGGUUAACAAAUGAAUAUUUAAAAGUGCAAGGUUAAAAAUCCCCAGUCUCUGGCCAAUUAAAAUUUAAAAGUUAAUAAAAGCUGAUUUAAAAAAAAAAAAAAAAUCUUUUAAAAAAACUUUUUCAGAGUUUAGCAUUUCAACUCCAUAGUACCGGUAUACAGGUACAGUGAUCAGCAUAUGGCUUUCAUUUACCUAGUAAAUCAUGACAGUACCACCAAUCUUAACUUUAAUCAAGGUCUGGUACCUAAUCCGCAUCCAUUGCUUAUCAAUGGGGGGGUCCUUGAUCCUGGUUUGACUUUAACGGUUACGAAUGUGUCGGAUCGGGGUCUUGGACGCUGUUCUUCGUGAGCGGCAGUGCAAGAGCGUCCUGCUCAGUCAUGCUUCAGCAGAUAUUAAUGUCGGUACCAGAACCUGCUUAGUUUAUAACUGUUGAAAAAUAAUGAACCUUUUUCUGUCGAUGGAGUUUGCAAGCUAGUUGGAUAAACUGCUGAAUACUAAUGCGUCAUAUAAAUAGUAUUGAAAAUUGACACCUACUUCAUUUUCCCUUCCUAUUCAUUAUGAACUUGGCUAAUCCUUAGUUUAACAAUAAUGAACAGUGUUACAAAAUUAAACAGAAAGCCAUAUAUUUUUUAAGGUCUACUUUACUUAAAAGCAUCUUGGGAAUUCCAAUCACUGUUAUAGAGUACAGUUAUAGAACACUGCACAGCUCACCAACUUAUAAAGUAGCUCUUUCCAAUUUCAAUGUUUUUAUAUGUAAUUUAAAGAAUUCAGAUUAAUA
Messenger RNA from Lymnaea stagnalis (great pond snail), 9586 nucleotides. The record is from the annotation of a GenBank genome assembly. NCBI's taxonomy places the organism in Eukaryota, Metazoa, Mollusca, Gastropoda, Lymnaeidae.